GGUGAGUAUCCAUUGCGUUUUCUGGUCAAUUGCUAUGAGGCAGUGGAUUUGUCUGGUCUAUUGUCGCUAGCCAUGCAAAAUCAACAUCAUGAUUGAGUUAUAGGCAGAGUACCUGAGCGGGGAACUGUUCUUGCCUCGAUUCAUGGGGGCGAUUGGCAGCGAGCUUAUUCGACUUCAGACAUUUCCUGCUGAAUUUUCUGCUAUUAUGAUCAAUCAUAUUCCGCCUCAGUCAACAAAUCCGAGUAAACUAACUAGUCAUACCAGGUUUGACAGUCUCGACUCACAUUCAAAAUGGUAUCAUAUCCUAAGAAGAAGUGCGGUGUUCUUGGAGCCACUGGCUCCGUUGGCCAACGCUUCAUCCUCCUGCUUGCGGAUCACCCUUUCUUGGAACUUCAUGCCGUCGGUGCUUCGGAGCGCUCCGCUGGAAAGGCCUACAAGGAUGCCGUGAGAUGGAAGCAGACUACGGCUAUGUCCGAGAAGCUUAGCAACCUCGUUCUUCGUGAUUGCAAGGCUGACCAGUUCGCUGACUGUGAUCUGGUCUUCUCCGGAUUGAACAGUGACGUUGCGGGCGACCUUGAAAUGGAAUUCAUCAAGGCCGAGAUCCCCGUAUUUUCCAAUGCGAAGAACUACCGCAAGCACCCUCUUGUCCCUCUCAUUGUCCCUACCGUCAACCCUCACCACUUCGAUCUCAUCCCUCACCAAAGAAAGCAGUUCGGUCUGAAGAAGGGUUUCCUGGUCUGCAACUCCAACUGCGCCGUCAUUGGCAUCGUCAUUCCGUUCGCCGCACUCCAGGCCAAGUUCGGACCUGUUGUCGAGGUGGAAGUGUUCACCGAGCAAGCUCUGUCCGGAGCCGGUUACCCCGGUGUCCCCAGCAUGGACAUUCUGGACAAUGUCAUUCCAUUCAUCAGCGGCGAGGAGGACAAGCUUGAGAACGAGGCCCAGAAGAUUCUCGGCUCUCUGAACGCCGAUGCCACUGGCUUUGAAGAGCAGGCCGGCCUCAGAGUGGGCGCGACUUGCACUCGCGUUGGAGUCACCGACGGUCACAUGGCGUUUGUCUCCCUGCGCUUCAAGAACCGCCCAGCGCCCAGCGCAGAGCAGGUUGUUCAGGCGAUGAGAGAAUACCAGUCCGAGGCGCAGAAGCUGGGUGCCCCUUCGGCUCCUGCCGAGGCUAUCAAAGUCUUCGACGAGCCCGAUCGGCCGCAGCCCAGACUCGACCGUGACAUCCACAAGGGAUACACCGUCAGUGUUGGACGAGUUCGCGAGGGCCAGGAAGGUGGCUACUUCGAUAUUCGGUUUGCUGCCUUGUCGCACAACACCGUUCUCGGCGCUGCAGGAUCCUCUAUCCUCAACGCCGAGGUUGCUGUUAUCAAGGGCUACAUCUAGGCACUCCCGGUAUUAGAAUGUAUAUAGAGACUUGGGCUAGCGUGUUUCAUUUGUAAAGAGCUUGACAAUUUAGAUAGCCUGGGCUUAGCGGCGAAAGCGUUAUGGUGG
Aspergillus homomorphus CBS 101889 is the source of this 1491-nucleotide messenger RNA. RefSeq names its product aspartate-semialdehyde dehydrogenase family protein. Lineage: Eukaryota; Fungi; Ascomycota; Eurotiomycetes; Eurotiales; Aspergillaceae. Gene Ontology annotation, biological process: L-threonine biosynthetic process. The transcript has 3 exons. The record is from RefSeq and is a predicted model, not a curated record. Bases 292 to 1383 code for a protein of 363 amino acids. Gene Ontology annotation, molecular function: NAD binding; NADP binding; aspartate-semialdehyde dehydrogenase (NADP+) activity.